CACACACGACCUCACCCCUCUCUCUCUCUCUCUGGUCAUUUUCAAUCGCUGAUUUUUCUUUCCCUCUCUUACUUGUGUCGUGUCUCACUCUCACACUGAAGUCACAGAUCUUUUCUCCGUUCCUCGCUUUGAUUAGUUUCGUGGACAAAUUGAGAGGCAUUUUUAAAAGGGUGAAUGAGCAAGGGAAGGGUUUUGUUUUGUUGUGUUGUGUUGUGUUGUGUUGCCCUUUUAAAAAAUUCAAAAUUUAUUUGGAUUGGUAGAUGAUUACUGAUAAUAAAGCGUAUGCAUUGCCUGCAAUUGUGAUUGCUGAUUCUCGUGAUUUUUGCAACAAGGACUCUUGAAGUUUGAAAUUGGGGUUCUGAAGGAUCUCUCAUUUCAGGAAAAACGAGAAAUGGGGAUGGAGAAAAAACGUUCCAAGGGAAGCUUCCUCAGCUUGUUUGAUUGGAAUGCCAAAUCUCGAAAGAAGUUGGUUUGGAACAAUCCUACCUUACCUGAGGCUUCAAAGCAAGGAAAAGAAAAUGUGGAGAACUUGCCCAAGUCGCAGCUCAAUAGGGUAAAGGUGGAUGAAAAUGGUGCUAGUUCAAGUAAUAUUGCAAGUUGUGAUUUUAAUUCCACCCUCUCAAUUUGUAGUGAUGAAGGAUGUGGGAAUAAAGCCCCUGGGUUAGUAGCGAGACUAAUGGGUUUGGAUUCAUUGCCAGCUUCGGCAGUCACUGACCUCUCCUGCACUUUGUUGAAUGGCUCUAACUCUCAUGGAGCUCCUCAUCCUCAUGAGGGUGCUCUUCAUUCAAUGGAUGACGUGCGCCAUGUGGAAUACAUAAACAAGGCACCUAAGCUGGAGAAGUCUUCUUUGGGUGCCAUGGAAUCUAGGGCACAGAAAGUGGAAAACCGGCCAAUAAAGAGAUUCCAAACUGAAAUGUUGCCUCCAAAGUCAGCUAAACCCAUUCCAGUUACUCACAAUAAACUCUUGUCUCCUAUCAAGAGUCCUGGUUUUCAGACACCAAAGAAUGCAGCAGAUAUAAUGGAGGCAGCUGCUAAGAUAAUUGAGGCAAGCCCUCGGCCAUAUAUGAAGAAUAGAAUGUCUUCAGUUGGGCCCUCAUCUGUUCCCUUGAGAAUUAUUGAUUUGAAAGAGAGAUUGGAAGCUGCACACUAUGCAUCCAUGCCUGAAAAGCUCAUGGAUCCAAGCACUGCCAACCCUGCAAAUGGCAAGUCUAGUGAGACGAGCAGUAAUUUGUAUAAAUGUACUUCAGCAUUCAAGAGUUCAAGAGAUUCAGAAAAAAAUAGUUCUUGUCAUCUAGCCAGUAAUGGAAAAUCAGUUUCACUUGCAAUACAAGCCAAAACCAAUGUUCAGAGCCAAGUUACAUUGUCUUCAAAUGUUAAUAGGAAAUAUAUGAAGCAGAAAGAACAGAACGGGAUGAAGUCAAACCAGUUCUUGAGGAGCCAGAAACCAAGUACACACCAAGCCAUGCAGCAGAGAACUUGCACAAGCCGGAAAAGCAAUGUUCUUGCGCAGAAUAAUCAAAAGCAAAAUGGAGGGACCACCAAAGGUAAAUCUACUUCAAAAAUAGAUUCCAAUAAGCCAACAACACAAGCUUCGUCUUCAGAAAAUUCUUCUGGAAUAAGGAAGGCGUCAAACAAGGGUGCUGUAAAUGCCAAUAUUCAGCCUAAAAGGUCAACCACUAGGGCAACUGAUAACAAAAAUGAGUUUCCAGCAUCCAAAACAGAGAGUAUUUCCCGGAAGAAAAAGUAUAUCAGCAGAGGUGUUCAUGAGGCAAGAGGUCCUGAUAAUGCAGUUAAUAAUUUUGAAAGCAAGUCCAUAAAAUGCAAUAUUACAACUGAUGGAAGUAUUGAUCAGGAUGCAUUUAACAUGAAAGAAAGCAAGGAUGUUAUCUCAUUUACUUUUACAUCUCCCUUGAGGAGAAGCUUGCCUGAGUCACCAUCCUCUACUGAGCAAGUGAUGGGAACGAGAAAUAAAAUUGGUGUUCAUUCUCUUGGGCAAAGUGAUAACUUUUAUCCCAAAAAAUUAUCAUUAUCUCCUAUGAUAGACAGUGAUGCUUUAAGUGUCCUGUUGGAGAAAAAGUUGCAAGAAUUGACAUCUAGAAUUAACUUACCUCAAUGUACCCUGGCCACAGAGGGCUCUUCUGCUGGUUUGAGAUCUAGUUUGCAAGACAAAGUUUCCAGUAUGGUAAGCACCACUUCUAGGGAACAAGACCAAAGCUUUCACCCUGACCUGUUCAGUGAUAAACUGGAUAGCAUGCAUGAGUAUCGUUGCUGUUCAAGUGAUGAUCCAGUGCUUAAUAUGAAUCAGCAACUGCAGACAUCAGAUGUAAUGGAAGAUCCUUGCUGUAGCAGCAACAGUGCAAGUGGAAAUGAUCUAGCUGUUACAGUUUCUGAAACUUCUUUUGUCAGUGAAAGUUACUUGAAUAGUGAAGACAGUUCAUAUGGCAGCAGAUUUGAUUCUUCCAUGCAAGAUGAAGAAAUAUCUAAUUUUUCCCAGAUAAAUGAAUCUGUAUCACUUGAAAAUGAGGUGAAAUGGCCAGAGCUAAGCUCUUCCACAUUGGUGGGGGGAAAUGUGGUCAAACAAUUAAGCGGAAUUUCAAAUUUGGUAGAUUUUAAAAGAUUAAGGAACAUGGAACUUGAAUAUGUACAGGAUAUACUUAGCAAUGCAGAGUUUAUGGCUGAAGAAUUUGUCAUGGGUCACGCUAAUACGGUCAUAAUGCCAAAUCUCUUUGAUCUGUUGGAGAAUCAGAGUAAUGGAACAGAAAACUAUGGAGAAGAGUACUCCAAGGUUGAAAGGAAGGUUUUAUUUGACAUUGUAAGCGAGUGCCUGGAGUUGAGAUGUAGGAAAGCUUUUGUUGGAAGGUGCAAAGCAUGGACUAGAUGGGUGACAUCAGUUCAGAGGAAGAGCUGGUUGGCAGAGGAAUUGUACAAGGAGAUGCUGGCUUUUAAAAGCAUGGAAGAGGUAAUGGUAGAUGAGCUUGUCAGCAAGGACAUGAGCACUGGAUGCGGUAGAUGGCUUGACUUUGACGUUGAAGCAUUUGAAGAGGGUUUAGAGGUUGAGCAGGACAUACUAGAUUAUAUGAUUAAUGAAUUGGUUUUUGAUUUGUUGCUUGUUUAACCCUUUGGUGGCUUCCAAAUUUUUCCAAUAUAUAUAUUAUGUAAUGGGUAUGAAGAAAAUGAUCCAUACCAUUAAAAUUCUUAAAAAGAAAAGGGGGGAAGUGUCCCGUGGAAUAGUAGAGUUCCUGUUAAGGAACUUAUUUAUAUGAUUAGUAUAGUUGUUGCAUUGGAAAAUUUAUAUGUCGAACGUUAAUGAAUUUCCCCGUUGAAUUGCUAGUCUGCGUCAAUCA
Molecule: messenger RNA, 3344 nt
Organism: Gastrolobium bilobum
Lineage: Eukaryota; Viridiplantae; Streptophyta; Magnoliopsida; Fabales; Fabaceae
Exons: 6
Coding region: 392-3115 (907 amino acids)
Source: RefSeq, a predicted model, not a curated record